AUGGCCUUUGGGGGAGGCCUGAGUGUCCUCACCCUGACACAGGGGACACCUUCGUGGCAACAUGGAGGACCAGCAGCUUUCCUCAUCACCACCCCCUAUUCGCUCUGCAUCUGCCCUGAGGGCCAGAAUGUCACCCUGACCUGCCGGGUCAGUGGUCCCCUUGCUGACCACCACGACCUGCUCUACAAAACCUGGUACUUCAGCAGCAGUGGUGACCAGAGCUGCUCCGACAAGAAGCACAUCCGCAACGUCACCGAGAAGGAGCUGCACCACGACCUGGGCAGGCAUCAUGAGCUGCUGGGCAACAGCACCCAAAAAUCCCCCUCUGGGGGCCAUCACGGGGUGGAAUUUGUUCCCGACCGCCACGGUGCCUUUCAUGUCGUGGUGAUGAACCUGACACUGCAGGACAGUGGGAAUUACUGCUGCUAUGCCGUGGAGGCCAAGCGGGAACACGGGAAGCCCCACGCCCUGCAGGUUGCCCAUGGCUUUGUGGAGCUGCAGAUCCAGCAAGGCAGAGGAGGGCUUAAAAACUGCACGUUUCACACUGCCACCAGCAAAGGAGGACCAGCAGCUUUCCUCAUCACCACCCCCUAUUCGCUCUGCAUCUGCCCUGAGGGCCAGAAUGUCACCCUGACCUGCCGGGUCAGUGGUCCCCUUGCUGACCACCACGACCUGCUCUACAAAACCUGGUACUUCAGCAGCAGUGGUGACCAGAGCUGCUCCGACAAGAAGCACAUCCGCAACGUCACCGAGAAGGAGCUGCACCACGACCUGGGCAGGCAUCAUGAGCUGCUGGGCAACAGCACCCAAAAAUCCCCCUCUGGGGGCCAUCACGGGGUGGAAUUUGUUCCCGACCGCCACGGUGCCUUUCAUGUCGUGGUGAUGAACCUGACACUGCAGGACAGUGGGAAUUACUGCUGCUAUGCUGUGGAGGCCAAGCGGGAACACGGGAAGCCCCACGCCCUGCAGGUUGCCCAUGGCUUUGUGGAGCUGCAGAUCCAGCAAGGCAGAGGAGGGCUUAAAAACUGCACGUUUCACACUGCCACCAGCAAAGAUAUCACAGCUGCCGCGCUGGCCACGGGCGCCUGCAUCGUGGGCAUCCUCUGCCUGCCCCUCAUCCUGCUCGUCAUCUACAAGCAGAGACAAGCUGUCAGCAACAGACGUGCCCAUGAGCUCGUCAGGAUGGACAGCAGUGCCCAGGGCAUUGAAAACCCUGUCUUUGAGGCAGUCCCCUCGGAGCCACGACCACGACCCCAGCUCACCUACAUGGCCAGCAGGCAGCCCUCCGAGUCCGGCCGGCACCUGCUCUCUGAGCCCAGCACCCCCCUGUCCCCCCCAGGCCCUGGGGACUGCUUCUUCCCAACACUGGAUCCUGUUCCCGACUCACCAAAUUCCUUGAAAGAGUGA
Messenger RNA from Chaetura pelagica (chimney swift), 1407 nucleotides. It is a transcript of the gene VSIR, whose product is annotated as chromosome unknown open reading frame, human C10orf54. Gene Ontology annotation, biological process: negative regulation of CD4-positive, alpha-beta T cell proliferation; positive regulation of regulatory T cell differentiation; regulation of immune response. The transcript has 9 exons. The record is from RefSeq and is a predicted model, not a curated record. NCBI's taxonomy places the organism in Eukaryota, Metazoa, Chordata, Aves, Apodiformes, Apodidae. Gene Ontology annotation, cellular component: plasma membrane. The coding region runs from base 1 to 1407 and encodes 468 amino acids.